GCGGCCCGGGCGUUUGAUGCGGCAGUCGCAACCGUCAGCUUCGGAACAUCGCAGCUGAAUCGUCGAGCAGCCGAGAGCGAGCGCAGCUACGCACGUGAUAACGCCGCGACGGUUUUGAAUUGGCGCGCGCGGGUUUUAUUUUUGUGCGACACAUUGUGAAUUGAUUAAGCCACGUUUCCUGAGGGGUGAUUUUUUGGCGAGGAAUUUUCGCAAUUUAAUGAGACACAAAUAAAAUCAAAAAAUUCAUCUGUACAAGCACGCAGCAAAAAAGCGAAUUAUCGCAAGGCACAGCAAGGCAAAUUUAAUUUGUCGCGAAGGUAUUGGAAAAAGUUUGAAAGAAAAUUGGCAACAGAUGUUUUCAUGGACCGUGCGAUUAAGUAGUCGAGAAAUUUGAAGCGACAAGUUUUAAAUUAUUUACUUAUCGAUUAUACGUUAGCCGGAUUUUAUACUCAAGCAUAAGGAAACAUGUGAAUUGAAUUAAAGGAAUUUUUAAGGAGUACUGUAACUGUACAUCCAUGGAUGUCCUUGCGGGAUGUGGUGGAGGCGCAAGACAACUUUUAAAGGUGGUGAAAAGUCGUGACUCGCGCUAGCAAAGAAAAAAAAAUGAACGUGGAACGGGGUGCGGGUUGCGCCCCAAAGCCGGAGUACCGCGACAGCAGCCGCAGAAGCGGGUGGUGGUGACGAAGCGCCGCCACCUUCGCCGCCAUGCGUCCGCCGCCCCUUGCAAGACACUCGUGCGCGUGUGCGCUGAUUCGCUUUGUCGUCGCCUCGGUCGUGUUCGUCGGGCUGGUGGAGGAGUCGGGCGCCGGCGCCUCGCUGCUCGUGCACAAGUACAGCACCAGGGUGGUGCGCACCAAGUACGGCCCGCUGAGGGGCGUCAUGAUACACAUACACCCGCCGGUCGAGGCCUUUCUGGGAGUGCCGUACGCCACGCCGCCAAUCGGAAGUCUGAGGUAUAUGCCCCCAGUGACCCCCUCUACGUGGCGAAACACCCGACUGGCGGACCGUUUCGGUGCCGUAUGCCCGCAAAGGCCACCGGACAUCGGAAACAGAUCGGAGGCGCUUCUGGAAUAUCCAAAAGGUCGCCUACUAUAUCUAGAAAAAUUGUUACCACUGCUGGCCAAUCAGAGCGAGGACUGCCUCUACCUCAACCUAUACGUACCGCGCACAGCUACCGGAGACGAGGAGCCCGCCCCGCUGCCCUGCGUAGUUUACGUGCACGGGGAGAGCUACGAGUGGAACUCGGGAAACCCUUACGAUGGCACUGUCUUGGCUUCCAGUGGCAGAGUUAUCGUUGUAACUAUCAAUUUUCGACUGGGAGUUUUAGGUUUCCUUAAGACUGGCACCAAAGGCAGCGCCCAGGGGAAUUUCGGCCUAAUGGACCUCGUCGCGGGACUGCACUGGCUCAGAGAGAACCUGCCCGCUUUCGGGGGCGAUCCCGAGCGCGUCACCUUGAUGGGCCACGGGACGGGAGCGGCCCUCGUCAAUUUCAUUGCCGUAUCGCCAGUCGCAAAAGAACUCUUGCAUAGAGUCAUUCUUCUAAGUGGUUCAGGGCUGAGUCCCUGGGCCCUGCAGAGGGACCCGCUCUUGGUUAAAAGAACAGUCGCCAAACAUACUGGUUGUCAUGGUGAUUUGCAUGAUGACGAUCUGGCACCCUGUUUGAGGCUGAAACAGCUUAAUCAACUGCUCAAUGUUAAGGUGGAGGCUCCCAGAUUUCUACCAGGUUUUGCCCCAUUCAUCGACGGCACAAUCCUGCUGAACCCCGCCACCACCCCUCCGACUUCCAGCUCCUCGACGGUGGCGACAUCUGCCGGCUUCGAGCUGGCCGACUUCCCCAAACGAGACCUCCUCUUCGGGCUCGCCAGCACCGAGUCCUAUCUGGACUUGAACGCCCAGGACUUGGAGUUCGGUUUCAACGAGACGAAGCGCGACAGAGUGCUGAGGACUUACGUGCGCAACUCGUACUAUUAUCAUUUGAACGAGAUUUUUUCCACGUUGAAGAACGAGUACACGGACUGGGAGAAGCCGACGCAGAAUCCGUUGAGCGUUCGCGACGCCACCUUGGACGUGCUGAGCGACGGUCACACGGCGUCGCCGCUGAUCCGCGUCGGCUAUUUGCACAGCUUGAGCGGCGGGAAGACGUUUUUUUUGCAUUUUCAGCAUCACAGCGGCGAGAGGGAUCUACCUAUGAGAACCGGAAGUGUUCGUGGCGAGGACUUGCCUUACGUUUUGGGGCUUCCGCUGAUAGGCGGUGGACCGUUUUUUCCGCACAACUACAGCCACACGGACGCCGCAGUGUCGAAAACUUUGAUUCACUACAUCAGCAACUUCAUACGUAAAGGGGACCCGAAUGGCGCUGUUCCAAAUGCCUCGGCGUCCGAGGCCAAGAGCGGACCGCUCCACACGCUCCACGACGAAGGCAUAGGCGGCGGCCCGAGUGCCACCCCCUACUGGGACACGUACGACACCAUCAACCAAUUCUAUUUGGAACUAGGAAACCGUCCGGAACGAAGGGAUCAUUACAGGGGACAUAAAAUGUCGCUUUGGCUGAAUCUCAUACCCCAGCUGCACCGGCCAGGCGAAGGAGGAGACGACAUCUCCAUGAGACAUCAUCAUUUCCAAGAGGAAGAUGAUCAAUACUACGACGGUUCGGUCCGUCCGCAGACCAAAGACAUGCCGCCGGUGGCGCACGUGAUCCCGCCGCCUCACUCGACGGCCACCUCCGUACGCGCGGCGCCCGCCACCACGGCGCAGACGCCGCCGCCGCCAAAAUCAGACACCGCCCUUCAAGCCACCACGACCGAAUGCCCGCCAAACCAAACGCUACCGACCAUAAUCAAAAACACCAACAGCAACAACUUACUGAGAAAGCUCGCUUCCAGCCAUUACCAAAGUUACACGACCGCUCUUACGGUGACCAUAGCGGUCGGGUGCUUUCUACUGCUGCUGAACGUGCUGAUAUUCGCGGGUAUUUACCAUCAGCGCGACAGAGGAAAGAGCAAGCAGAAGCAGAAGGAGGAGCUGGCAGAAGCUGGCAGCUGCAGCAGCGGUUCCGGCGAAGCUUACUAUAACAAGUCGUACAAUCUCCAAAGAGCAGGCAGCUUCGAGAGGAAGCCCACUCACAGCGAGUAUGAUAAAAGGACUUUAGCGGACUUGCAAAUGACCGAGCUUCCCUUACAGGAAUUCAACUCGUCUCCUCCACCCGCUAAAAGGCCGGCGGCAGAGUCGAGUUCGAAAACCUAUCCGCCAGAUGUCACCAGCGACGCGGAGGCGUUGAGCAACGUGGUGUCGAGUCCGAGCAUUCCGGAGCCGCCGCCGCCGCCCAAAAAUCAGCCACCCGCUCAGGGUUACCACCAUCAGCACCACCAUCAGCAGCAGCAGCAGCAGCAACAGGUCGGUAUUCUGAGGCCGCACGGGGCGCCAACCACUCCGGGGACCAUGAAAAAACGGGUGCAGAUCCAGGAGAUCAGCGUUUAAGUGUUUCUAAAUUAUGUGUGGACUCGCGACUUCUUUUUGUAAAUUAAAUCAAAUCAAAUCAUAUCUGACUGAUGAUUUUUAAAGCUAGUUAAAUAAACGCACUGUGAUUGUCAUAACAUUUACUGUAAAAACAAUUUUUUGCUGUUAAAUGUUUUAUUCCACUUUAUUAUUAAUAAUAAUAAUAUUGCAGGAACACUAAUGCAGGAAUCAAAAAUAGGAUUGAACAACUAAAGAAUACAUUAUUGAAAAUUUAAUAAAUUUGGAAAUUUAAAUAAAUUACAACAACUUCGAUUUUUUUGAAAUUUCUCAAAUUUUGGAAAAUUUAAAAUUGUGCAUUUUCGAAAUUUUGAGUUUUCUGGAAAUUUAUAAAAAUUUGAAUACUUAUAUUGAAAAUUCAAGAAAUUUUAAAAUUUGUCCUACCAUUUUUUAUAUUUAUGAGACUGUG
Messenger RNA from Brassicogethes aeneus, 3922 nucleotides. The record is from the annotation of a GenBank genome assembly. Lineage: Eukaryota; Metazoa; Arthropoda; Insecta; Coleoptera; Nitidulidae.